Messenger RNA from Cucurbitaria berberidis CBS 394.84, 882 nucleotides. RefSeq lists its product as uncharacterized. The transcript has 3 exons. Lineage: Eukaryota; Fungi; Ascomycota; Dothideomycetes; Pleosporales; Cucurbitariaceae. The record is from RefSeq and is a predicted model, not a curated record. The coding region runs from base 1 to 882 and encodes 293 amino acids.
AUGGCGACCAAUUACCCGACAUCCUCGGUACAUCAGGCCCCGACCAACGUGGGCAACCAUGCAGAGCUGCACGUCGAGGGAUACCCGAAACUUGCUUUCUUUUUCUCACAAUGUGCCAGAUACCUGCAUCUUCGAAGAUUUUCCGCGAUCGCAGUUCGCCUCCUGCUUUACCGUCAGCACGAGCUAAUUGCGCUAGAAGAGAAUCUCAUUGAGCUAGAAGCACGAGAUUUCAACAGUGGCGAUGACCGCCGACGUCUCUCCUCGGUGAACUUUGCUCAUCUCAAAGCGGAGCCUUCAACACCAUCUGGCCUCGAACAACGGCAACUGUAUGAAACGCUCAAACUCGAGAUGAAGGAGUAUGAAGAAGCCAUCAUUCGAUUUAAUCGUCUCGGCAGUAAAGGGUACGACGUAGCAGGGCUCCGUACCGUUCAAGCGUUCCAAGAUAAAAGAAAUAUGCCCCUUUUUGGACUUGAUGCUUCAGUUUGGGGGUCUUUGUGCGAUCCAGAAAGCCACGCCUUCGACAUCAUCCAGGUUGUGGAACAGUCAAACCCUAGUGCAAUAGGACGCUUCUUCAGAGACAAGAUCCUGCUGUGGGCACCGCGGCUUCCGGAAUGGCUUUGGAUACUCUUCUUCUGGUCUAAGAAGCGCCCGGACGCGUUUCACCAGUACAGGUUCAGUGGUCGUGCAUUCGAAGUUGCAUCAUUGGCACUAGGAAAUAUCGCAACUUCCCUCCUCGUUUAUGCCGCGGUGACAUCGCUAUACUUCGCCAAUGCUGGGAAAGUGCUUGCGCUCUCGUCCGCGCAAUUGUCGGAAGACGAUGCUACAACAUGCGAAUUCAGGAUUCAGUUUAGAAGUAUCAUGGAGGUUGCCAUGCGCGGUUGA